CCUUUCCACAUCUAUUUUCUAAGAUUUUUCUGUAAUAUCUUACGCUUUAAUUUAAUGACCUGCUAGCUUCUAAACUUUUCCCAGAACUGAAAGGUGGAAAGUGCAACACGACAGCCAUGGUGGACCCGAAAGGAAGGACUCCCUAGACCUUAUAGAAAAUUGGUCCAAUAAGCCGAUGCUACUUCAGGGAAAUUCAUUUAAGUCAAUUAUUGACCUAGCCACUUAAAUCCCGGUCAUCUCCAUUGGCCGCUCUUUUGCUUUUCUCACCCCACCGUUAAUUAUUGAUAGUCAAGUCAAGACAGCAAGUCUUUUAGCAGAAACAAAGAAGAGCAAUGCCAAUUUCCUGGUAGUUUCACGCAUCACCGCUCUUCAUAUUUACAGUGCGAGGCGCAAAUCUCAGUAAAAUCUUCAGCAAAUUAAACAGAACAGCAAAAACACAAUGCCCAGAAAGUCGGAUUCUCGCUGCAGCCAAUCUGCCAGGAUUGGUAGUUCUUCUUAUCAUGUAGUGAAUGUCGAAAUGACCAAUGGUAGUAGCACAGGAUCAGCCGACGGGAUAGGUUUUUCCAUCUUUAGAGUGCCUCAAAGCCUGUCCGAGACAAAUCAGAUGGCAUACCAACCUAACACGGUCCCAAUCGGCCCCUACCACCACGGAAAGCCACAGUUUCAAAAGAUCCAAGAGCACAAGCGGAGAUUCUCUGUCGAUCUGCUCAAUCGAACGAGCCAAAGAAGGGACAAGCUAAAGCACUUCGUCGAGACUUUAAAGCCAAUGGAGGAGAAGAUAAGAAAGUGCUAUUCCGAGCCCUUAGCUUUCAACAAUGAUGAGCUCAUUGAGAUGAUGGUACUUGAUGGUUGCUUCAUCAUUGAGCUGUUCUGCAAGUACUCCUGUAAAAAGGUAGGCUACACCGAUCCGGGGCAUGACCCCUUAUUGUCCGAGCCCUGGGUGUUGCCUUUCCUCAUGCGGGAUCUAGCCAAACUUGAGAACCAGAUUCCUUGGUUCGUCCUUGAAAGUCUGUUCGAUCUGACACUAGGGUCCCGGAAUGAGAGCCAUCCUUCUCUAUCCGAUCUCGCCUUGAGUUUCUUCAACCGCAUGGUUCAAAGACCAGACGAUGUCUUGAAGAAGUACUCCAAUUGGGAAGGAGAACAUCUGCUCAAUUUCCUCCGUUUGACUUACAACCCGGAUUCCCCAGAAACAAGACGGAGACCAAAUAAGUUUCUCCGCCUGAUCCAGCCCGCAAAUAAGCUCCGCCAGGCAGGCAUCAAGUUCAAGCCGGCCAAUUGCGAAAGCUUCAUGGACAUAAAAUUCAGCAACGGUGUCCUGGAAAUUCCAGUACUAAAAUUCGAUGACUUCAUGAGUUGUCUGUUCCUCAAUUUCGUGGCAUUUGAGCAGUGCCACAGGGGCUCCUCCAAGCACGUCACAGCUUAUGCCACUUUCAUGGCUUGCCUCCUUAACACACCGGCAGAUGCCGGGUUACUGUGUGACCGUAAGAUCAUUGAGAGAUACUUUGGGACGGAUGAGAAAAUUGCCCAUUUCUUCAGCAACAUCGGUAAAGAUGUCGUGUUUGACAUCCACAAGAACUAUUUAUGCAAGGUGUUCCAAGAUGUGAACACCUAUAAUGAGAAGGACUGGCGGGUGCAGUGGGCCAGCUUUAAGAACACCUACUUCAACACGCGGUGGUCUCUCAUAUCAGCUGUAGCCGCAUUCAUACUUCUUGCUCUUGCUACAAUUCAGUCUUUCUUUGCUGUGUAUGCUUAUUACAGACCUCCUCAUUCCAAUCUCUAUCCCAGUCCCAAUCCUCAGUGAUGUUUAAUGUAUGAUCUACAUCUGCUACUCAUAGUUGUUGUUCAUUAGUCCAUUUUUCCAACCUCCUUCAUGAUUUGAAUCAUUAGUGAUGUUAACCCUACAUAUUCAUUUUGUACAAGAUGUUUAAGGGGUGAAACUGAGUUUUGGCUUCCAGUGAAUGACAUGCUGCUUAUAAUUCUUAGAGGUUAUGAGACUAAAAUGAGUUGCAGCUCAAUAACAUACUAAUAG
This is a messenger RNA of Eucalyptus grandis, 2029 nucleotides long. Its product is annotated as UPF0481 protein At3g47200. Bases 440 to 1801 code for a protein of 453 amino acids. The transcript has a single exon. Lineage: Eukaryota; Viridiplantae; Streptophyta; Magnoliopsida; Myrtales; Myrtaceae. The record is from RefSeq and is a predicted model, not a curated record.